CACAUAUUAUUGGGCUCCUUUCUCGCGACCGGUCGCUUAAGCGACGUUCAUUGGUUGUUGACAGUUCCAGGUUAGGAACAGGAUGUUGUGUGUGUGUGUUGCAGGUGUUCCUAUCAGUUUAGUACCCGUUUCAUACCUUUAGCUGUCCCUCAGGCGGCAGCAGCUUCACUAAGGUAAUGUCUGCUGCUGGUAUGCGCUGUCCGACCUGCGGUUCCACAAACAUUGUAGACGAUGACCUGUACUCUCAGGCUCAGCUGGUGUGUGUGGACUGCGGCUCUGUGGUGUCCGAGGGAGUCCUGGCUAAUGAUCCAGUGGGAGGUUCAGAUGUCAGCUUCAGUCGAACCACUGCUGUUGCCAAAAGGCCGUGCACAAACCUGAUAAAAGGUCAGCAGCGUGUGAAAGCCAUAUGUCGGAUUCUCAUGGUCAACAGGGAGAUUGAGGAUCUCUCACAGACAUAUUACAAGAUGGCCUAUGAGCAUAAAGCUUUCCUCAAAGUGAGCCUUCAGAAGAAAGAGAUUCUUACUGGUUGCUGUGUGCUUCUAAGCUGCAGGCAGCUCAAUUGGCCCAUUACUGUGGGAACCAUCAGCUGCCUGCUGGAUGCCGACUCGAUGGCGGUGGGAGCGAUUUAUCAAGAAAUGGUCAAGAACCUCAGCAUCGAGGCCCCGAUCAUCAACGUCACUGAUGUAAUAGAAGCUCACUGUCAUGAAUACAAAAUUAGCUCACUUGAUGUUCCUGAAGAAUUGGCUGAGAAUUCGAGGGACCUGACCAAACGAGCUGUGGCCCUGGUAGAGCUGGCAGCAGAUUCCUGGAUUGUGACUGGCCGUAAGCCCAUCCCCAUAAUGAUGGCAGCGACGUAUUUGGCCUGGCAAUCCUUAAAACCCAACAAGCAUCGCCUGAAAUUCUCCCUGGACAAGUUCUGUCAGGUUGCCAAAGUGAAAAAGCUCAAGUCUGCUAUGAAGAGAGUAGCUGAAAUCAAAGAGGUGUUGUGUAAGCUAGGCAAGGAAAUACCCUGGGUCAGGGAAACAGUGACACCGGAUAAUGUUAUUCAGCUGGUUGAAUGCAUUCUGCAGAACAGGUACGCCCUGCUAAGAAGGGCUAUGAGAACCCACGAGGACGCUCUGUUGGAGGAGAGUCAAGCCAGCUGUGCUGAGGCUCCACCUGAGGGGACUGCUUCCUCCCAAAUCUCUGAGUGUGCAGAUCAGACUCCAAUUACGUCUUUUGUGAAACAAAAUGGGUCGAAUUCUGACGGGAAAGAGAAGCCAGGAGAUGUAGACUAUAAUCCACGUGUACUGCCAGAGCACAGCGACACUCGGGAGAGUCAAAAUCCACCUCCAAACUGGGGUAAAAGAGUUCUGUUUGCUCCUCCAUGUGUCAUUAAUGCUAAGAAAAGGAGAGCGGUGCAGCCUGAACACACGGAUGUGACUGGUGAUGAGGAAAUCUCUGACAGUGAAAUUGACUCAUACAUUCGCACACCUCAGGAGGCUCGAGACUUCGCUUUAAUGCAGCAGAUGCUGUCUUUGUCUGACAGUGCUAAAUCAUAACCGAGCCCAGUGACUGGUUCUUCAGAGAUGGCUGGCAUAUUUAAGUUUAUGUGCACUUUCUUUUUUUUUUUUUAUGACUGUUGAACUCAGGAUGCAGACAUUUUCGUUGGCUUGAUUAUAUAACCUAUUCAUCUAAUUUUGUACAGUCUACAUAAGGGGCUAUGUCUUUUGUGUUUGUACUUUAAAAAGCUUCACUCAGCACUUGAAAGUGUAGCAUGAGGAAGUUAAUGUGUGUAAAUAUUUUGUUUUAAUGGAAAUGUGAUUAAAGCAAAGGCCUGAUUAAAAGGAUGCACCAACUUCACCGUGUACAUUUUAUGAUUUUUGGAUGGCUUUUCUGUUUGUUCUUUUAUAUUAGAGCUCUUAUCAGUGAAAUAACACAUGGCUAUAAAUAGAGCAAUUACUGCUGAGUCCACAGCAAACAAACAUAAAGAAAGUAAUAAACAAAUGUAAGUGAAAUCUAAGGAUGUGUUUGAGUAGAGCUCUGGUAAUUAGUCAAAUAUACACUCACCAGCUAUUUCUUUACUUACACCUUGCUAGUACUGGAUUGAUCCACUCAAAUGUCAGAUUUAUUAAAGCAGAGCUCAACGGUUUUGUGUAAGAGGAAAAUGUUUGAAAUACUUUUUAUUGGAACUUGUUUGUACAUUCUUCUAUCUUUGAUAGCAGUUUCCAUUUCAAAGGUCCUAUUUGGGUUAAUCCAUGAGGGGAUUACCUGCAGGUGAACUUCCCAAAACAAUCGGCUUUGUUGCUAUAUUGAGAGAAAGUUCAAAAGUAUAGAAGUAGCAGACAUGCAUUUGCAUUCUCAACCUCUGUUGGAUUUCAUUAAGUAUUUACUUCCUCUUCAACAUUUGUAGUGAUGAAGAUAGACCUCUAAUGGUGCUUUUGCACAGGACACUGCAUCCUCUUUACUUGCUGCUUUAUUUGGUGCAUUGUUUAAGGACGCUGUAAAUAACAAAGCAAAAUAGUCAGGUUUUAAAACUAAUACUGGUAUUUUUUGUUCUGUAUGAAAACUGUCUAUUCCUCAUUGCCCUAAUUAGAAGCUUUAGAACAGCAACUGGCCACUUCAUUAGUUACACGUUGCUGGCACCCAGGUGAACCUUUUGCCUUCAGAACCUCCCUAAUGCUUUGUGGCAUAGAUUCAACAAGAUGCUGGAAACAUUUCUCAAAUUUUGGAGGCUAUUUAAAAGCUUAUCGUCAUGUUCAAGAAGACUGUGGUCCUAAAGGGCUAGACAUGGUCAGCAACAACACUGAGGUGGGUUGUGGAGUUUAAAUGAUGCUCAAUUGAUAUUAAGGGAUCCCCACACCAUUACAGCACCACCAAAAGGUUGAAGCAUGGUAGAGGCAUGUUUUUUAUGAUGAGAGAUCAGAUGAGGUAGCACAUUUUUCCAGUCUUGUCAUGUCCUGUUUGAAUUGUAGCCUCGGUUUUCUGACCUUAGCUGUCAGGAGUGGCACCGGUGUGGUCUUCUGCUGUUGUAGUACAUCUGUUUCAAGAUGCUCUUCUGCAUAUGUUGGUUGUAACAAGUUCUUCCUAUAAACUUACCAUUCAUGUUUAUUAAGUUGAAUUG
Molecule: messenger RNA, 3103 nt
Organism: Haplochromis burtoni (Burton's mouthbrooder)
Lineage: Eukaryota; Metazoa; Chordata; Actinopteri; Cichliformes; Cichlidae
Gene: brf2
Product: BRF2 RNA polymerase III transcription initiation factor subunit
Exons: 4
Coding region: 177-1541 (454 amino acids)
Biological process (GO): transcription preinitiation complex assembly; transcription initiation at RNA polymerase II promoter
Cellular component (GO): nucleus; transcription preinitiation complex
Molecular function (GO): RNA polymerase II general transcription initiation factor activity; TBP-class protein binding
Source: RefSeq, a predicted model, not a curated record